Messenger RNA from Scomber scombrus (Atlantic mackerel), 1275 nucleotides. Its product is annotated as putative E3 ubiquitin-protein ligase UBR7. Gene Ontology annotation, cellular component: cytoplasm. NCBI's taxonomy places the organism in Eukaryota, Metazoa, Chordata, Actinopteri, Scombriformes, Scombridae. Bases 42 to 1250 code for a protein of 402 amino acids. Gene Ontology annotation, molecular function: ubiquitin protein ligase activity; zinc ion binding. The record is from RefSeq and is a predicted model, not a curated record. The transcript is spliced from 11 exons.
GUAACUAUUUAUUGUCUUCACUCUGCACCGUGUGUUCCAGCAUGGCAGAAAAUAAAGACGAGCCAAACACUGAGGAUAUUGUGGCAGACGAGGAGGAGCUGGAGGAGGCUCUGUGUGUGCUGGCUGGAAGCGACCCGAACAACUGCUCCUAUUCACGGGGUUAUGUGAAAAGACAGGCUGUGUUUGCCUGCAGCACCUGCACUCCCAGUACUGCAGAGCCUGCUGGGGUUUGUCUGGCCUGUGCCAAUAAAUGCCACGAAGGACAUGAAAUCUUUGAGCUGUAUACCAAAAGAAACUUUCGCUGUGAUUGUGGAAAUGGCAAGUUUGGAGAUUUCGAGUGUCAGCUGAUUCCUGCCAGAGACAAUGAAAACAACAAAAAUAGCUACAAUCACAACUUCCACGGCUGCUACUGCACGUGUGACCGGCCGUACCCGGACGCAGAUGAUCAGGUCAACGAUGAGAUGAUUCAGUGUGUCACCUGUGAGGAUUGGUUUCAUACCAGGCACCUGGGCUGCGCUAUGGUGGAACCUGAGGAGCUACAAGAGAUGGUGUGUGAGUCCUGCAUGAGCAAGGCUCCAUUCUUGUGGACGUAUGCUGCCCACUUUGCAGUACCACCUGUCGUCAGCGUCAGUCAUCCUGAGGAGGAUGUUGAGGUCGAUGUUGAGGAAGGAAGCGAUAAGGAAGAUGACUCUGAGCCCAGUCAGACAGGGGACGAAGAACCCUCCACCAGUCUCGAACACACAAAGCAGGAGGAAGUGACAAACAGGAGAUCGCCUUGCAAACGGACUCACGAGGAAAUGACAGGCAGUCCUGGAAAGGCCACGAGCAAAUCUGAGGAUUGCAGGCUGAAGGAGCUGCAGGCCCAGGGGCUGGAGAGGCCCAGAGAGGGAGCAGUGUUCUGGCCUUACAGUUGGCGCUCCAAGCUCUGCACCUGCACAAGCUGCAAGAGGGCUUACGUUGCCGUCCAGGUGCAGUUUCUUAUGGAUCAGGCUGACACCAUUCUGGCCUACGAGAACAAAGGCUUGGAUGAGCCGUUCGGACAGCACCCACUCAUGGCACUGACAAGCUCACUGAACCAUGUACAGCAGCUGGAGGUCAUUUAUGGUUACAACGAGCUGACAACUGUGAUCACUGCAUUUUUAGAAAAGUGUGCUGCUGAAGGAAAGACUGUCACAGCUGAAGCUGUUCAUCAGUACUUUGAGGAACUGCGGGCUCGGAAAAGACGUCGCACUAACGCAGGAUACCAGUAAUAAGGAGGCCGUGCUGCUGCUAUCA